CUGUGUUUAUUAGGGGAAGGAGGGCGGAGGCGGAGGCCAGUUCCCCAGUUCCAGUCGCCGUCGUCUGCACUGUUGCAGCCGCCGCCUCCCACCAGCUCGCUCAAGGAAAGGGAACGCGCACGAGCUCGGGCAUCCCCGCCCCAGUCUUUCCCCGGAACCAUGAACCCUAACUGCGCCCGGUGCGGCAAGAUCGUGUACCCCACGGAGAAGGUGAACUGUCUGGAUAAGUUCUGGCAUAAAGCAUGCUUUCACUGCGAAACCUGCAAGAUGACCUUGAACAUGAAGAACUACAAGGGCUAUGAGAAGAAGCCGUACUGCAACGCACACUACCCCAAGCAGUCCUUCACCAUGGUGGCCGACACUCCGGAAAACCUCCGCCUCAAGCAACAGAGCGAGCUGCAGAGUCAGGUGCGCUACAAGGAGGAGUUUGAGAAGAGCAAGGGCCGAGGCUUCAGCGUGGUGGCAGACACACCCGAGCUGCAGAGGAUCAGGAAGACCCAGGACCAGAUCAGCAAUAUCAAAUACCAUGAGGAGUUUGAGAAGAGCCGCAUGGGGCCCAGUGGAGGUGAAGGUGUGGAACCAGAGCGCAGAGAGCUCCAGGACAGCAGUGGCUACCGGAGGCCACCAGAACAAGAGCCUCAGCCUCACCACAUCCCGACCAGUGCCCCAGUUUACCAGCAGCCCCAACAGCAGCAGGUGACCCCAUCAUAUGGUGGCUACAAGGAGCCUGCGGCUCCUGUCUCCAUACAGCGCAGUGCCCCAGGUGGUGGUGGGAAACGGUACCGUGCAGUGUACGACUACAGCGCCGCCGACGAGGACGAGGUCUCAUUCCAGGAUGGGGACACCAUCGUCAAUGUGCAGCAGAUCGAUGAUGGCUGGAUGUAUGGGACCGUGGAGCGCACCGGUGACACGGGGAUGCUGCCAGCCAACUACGUGGAGGCUAUCUGAGCCCUGUGCUGUCCAACCCUCUGUCUUCAAUGCAUUCCAUGGCAUUACAUCUGUCCUGGGGUCUGACCCAUCCACCCUUCAGUGUCUCUGUCUUUUAAGAUCUUUGACUACUUCUUUGUCCCCGCCCCUCCUCUAGCUGCUUUGGCCAACCCAAGCCUUGUUCUGCCACUGUUAUGGGCUCCUUCCUCUGGCAGGCUUUCCCUUGGACCAACCAACUGAUUGAUUUUUUUUUUUCCUCUCUCUCUCUCUCUCUUUCUGGAGGAAACAGGCUGAGCACUCUGGGGAGGGCAGGAUUGUUCUGAGGAGGGUGGGCUCACAGGGCUGAAAUGGGAGACCCAGUAAGGAGAUAAGUUAGGUGGGGUGUAGUCGCACAUGCCUUUGAUCCCAGCACUCAGGAGGCAGAGGCAGGAGGAGCUCUGAGUUCGAGGCCAGCCUGGUCUACAUCAUGAGUUUCAGGACAGCCAGAGCUAU
Molecule: messenger RNA, 1419 nt
Organism: Acomys russatus (golden spiny mouse)
Lineage: Eukaryota; Metazoa; Chordata; Mammalia; Rodentia; Muridae
Gene: Lasp1
Product: LIM and SH3 protein 1
Exons: 7
Coding region: 160-948 (262 amino acids)
Cellular component (GO): focal adhesion
Molecular function (GO): actin filament binding
Source: RefSeq, a predicted model, not a curated record